AUGUGGCUACUUUCCGUUCUUUUACUCAGUUACCUGGCGAAACCGAACUUGAGUAUUACCUUGGAUUAUUGUGCUAGAUCAUUGUGUGGCCGUAGACAACAUAUAGCCUGUAAUAAUUUGGGUGCCUGGUCAUCUGCAUGUCCUAGAUCACCCUCCGAACCAUUGGCCAUCAAUUUCAAUGAAGUCCAUCGGAAUCAAAUUCUUUUAGGUCAUAAUGUACGAAGGAAUCAAAUAGCCGGAGGAAAUUUAAAUGGCUAUAGAUCGGCCAGACGUAUGGCAACAAUGCGUUGGGAUAAUGAAUUGGCCCAAUUGGCGUUGCUCAAUGUCCGACAAUGCGAGAUGAGACACGAUGCCUGUCGCAAUACGGAUACAUUUAGGGCAAGUGGUCAGAAUCUGGCUAUAUAUGGUUAUUCUGGUGCCCGAUCGCGACGAACCAUUGCACAGUUGAUUAACAUUUCAUUGGAAAUGUGGUGGAAUGAGUAUAGAGAUGCCAAUAUGAAUAUAAUCAAUAGAUAUCCCAGCAAUCACAGUGGACCACAAAUCGGUCAUUUUACUGCCAUGGCCCAGGCGAGUAAUACUCAUUGUGGCUGUGCUGCUGCCGUUUUUAUAAGAAAUUCAAUGAAUUGGUUCCUUCUGGCCUGCAAUUAUGCCACCACCAAUUGGGUGGGUCAACCUGUUUAUCAAGUGGGAAAUCCUACAUCCGGUUGCCUUAGAGGCAGAAAUAAUAAUUUUAGAUCUCUGUGUAAUGUUAGUGAACGUUUUAAUGUUUAAUUUUGUUUUUUUUUUUUUCUUAAUAAACAUAA
Molecule: messenger RNA, 803 nt
Organism: Drosophila willistoni
Lineage: Eukaryota; Metazoa; Arthropoda; Insecta; Diptera; Drosophilidae
Product: antigen 5 like allergen Cul n 1
Exons: 3
Coding region: 1-771 (256 amino acids)
Source: RefSeq, a predicted model, not a curated record